GGACUCGGAACGACCUGAGGGUCCGAUCCAGUUGCCGUAACGGAGAAUGUCAGGUUGAGCGCUGAAGGAGGGCUGGAUGGCCGUGGGGAGCAGAGGAAGGGGAGGCUCAGACCCGCAAGCUAUUGAUUGUCUCCAAUUCUCCGCCUUCAGUACCGGAGUGUGAAGGAGUAUAUAUCUCAUCCACUUCACGAGUCUUUCUGAUCAUCCCUCACCACCAAGCAACUCAUCAGCACUCAGACAGACCUUCAAGGCUUCAGCUACUACCGUCGACUACUACACCAACCCACCAACCUCAAACUACCACCACUCAGUCACAAUGGCCGCUAUUCCUACCUGGAGCUUGGAGGGCAAGGUCGCCGUCGUUACCGGCUCUGGCCGCGGUAUCGGCAAGGAGAUGGCUCUCGAGCUCGCCCGACGAGGCGCAAAGGUCGCCGUCAACUACGCCAACAGCUCGGAAGCCGCCGAGGAGGUGGUCAAGGCCAUCAAGGCGAUGAAGACAGGCGCCGAUGCCGUUGCCAUCAAGGCCAACGUCGCCAAGGUCGACGAGACGGUCAAGCUCAUGGACGAGGUCAUUUCCCACUUCGGCAAGCUCGACAUCUGCUGCUCCAACUCCGGCGUCGUUUCCUUCGGCCACUUCAAGGACGUGACUGAGGAGGAGUACGACCGCGUCAUGCAGAUCAACACCCGCGGCCAGUUCUUCGUCGCCAAGGAGGCGUACAAGAGGAUGGAAGUUGGCGGCAGGAUCAUCCUCAUGGGCUCCAUCACCGGCCAGGCGAAGGGCGUUCCCAAGCACGCUGUCUACUCCGGCUCCAAGGGUGCCAUCGAGACCUUCACUAGGUGCAUGGCUGUCGAUGCUGGCGAGAAGAAGGUCACCGUCAACUGUGUCGCCCCUGGCGGCAUCAAGACCGACAUGUACCACGCCGUGUGCCGCGAGUACAUCCCCAACGGCAGCAACCUCGACAACGACCAGGUCGAUGAGUACGCCGCUACCUGGUCACCACACAACCGUGUCGGCCAGCCCAUCGACAUUGCCCGCGUCGUCUGCUUCCUCGCUUCCCAGGACGGCGACUGGGUGAACGGCAAGGUCAUUGGCAUUGACGGCGCUGCCUGCAUGUAAUGGGCUGCUAGUUGG
This is a messenger RNA of Trematosphaeria pertusa, 1132 nucleotides long. Its product is annotated as NAD(P)-binding protein. NCBI's taxonomy places the organism in Eukaryota, Fungi, Ascomycota, Dothideomycetes, Pleosporales, Trematosphaeriaceae. Gene Ontology annotation, molecular function: oxidoreductase activity. The coding region runs from base 317 to 1117 and encodes 266 amino acids. The transcript has 3 exons. The record is from RefSeq and is a predicted model, not a curated record.